This is a messenger RNA of Camelina sativa (false flax), 439 nucleotides long. RefSeq lists its product as uncharacterized. Lineage: Eukaryota; Viridiplantae; Streptophyta; Magnoliopsida; Brassicales; Brassicaceae. The record is from RefSeq and is a predicted model, not a curated record.
UCUCUGCCUAUCUCUAUCUAUAUAAUCAUCACACAUCCAUUAGAAUUAAGCAAAACGCAGAACUAAAGAGAUGGGUGAGAUGAUCAAAGCCAGACGCAUACUCCUCUUCUCCAUCAUAUUGCUCCUCUUCUUCUCUCAGACCUUUCUUUUGUGUUCAGCUAAUGAGCAUGGCUCAAGGAACCUCGCAGUGGUGAUGAAGAAACGGGUGAAAUACAGAGGACCUCGCAACACAACAAGCUCCUCGGCUUCAACUAUGAUGUUGCCAAGUUCCUUCUAUAUUGGUGCUGCUUCUUCUGCCUUCUUCGCUCUUCUUUUGUAAGCUCCGUUGUAGUGAUCGUGAUUUUACUGUUUCACAAUGAUUUAUGUAAAGAAAAAUUCUUCUAUAUGAUUGAUUUUGUAAAAACAUUCAAAUACAGUCAAAAACUCUGUUUUGUAUUUA